AUGGCUGAUAUCAUUCUGGGCCCUGCAGUUGAACUAAUCCUUGGCAAGUUGGGCAGAUUUGCGUCCGAUCAGGUCCGACUUCUUUGGACUCUCAAACCCGAGAUACUGAAACUCGGGGACACUGUUGCGGCAAUCCAGGCUGUGCUUCUCGACGCAGAGAAGAAGCAGUGCCACAACCACCAAGUCAAACUCUGGCUCAAGAGGAUCUCCGACGUUAUGUACGAUGCUGAAGAUCUGCUUGACGAUUUCUCCACUGAGGCUGCGCUCCAAAAGCAAGCAGUGACUCACUGGAGGACGGGGAUGGCAGCGACCUGCUGGAGCUCGGUAUGCUCUCCGGUCUCUUCCCUUCCCAAGCAGUUGAUUUAUCAUUUUAAGAUGGCUCGUGAUUUAAAGGCGAUUCGAGAGAAGCUUGAUGUCAUAUCAAAAGAGAAGGAGGCUUUCAAGUUGGAAAUUGGCUUCGAGGUAAAAGCUCUUCCUUCUUUCAGGGAGACGGAUGCAUGCCCACCCACGAUUGUGAUUGGGAGGGAAGAUGACAGGAAAAACAUCAUUGUGCGACUGCUGAAUUGCAACCCAGAAGCCAGCAUUUCAGUCGUUCCCAUUGUUGGGAUGGGUGGGCUGGGGAAAACCACCCUCGCUCAGCUCGUAUUUGACGACAAACAAGUUCGAGAUUACUUCGACAUAAAAGCUUGGGUCUAUGUUUCACAGAGCUUUGAUAUCAAAAUGAUUCUCCUAAAGAUGUUGGAAUCCAUAACUCGUCAGAAAGUGGGGGAUCUCAUGUUAGAUGUGUUACAAGCUCAACUCCGGGAGAAAAUCCAAGGCAAGAGGUACUUAUUUGUAUUGGAUGAUGUUUGGGAGGAGAACAGGCGCAGUUGGGAGAAUCUGGGGAAUCAUUUGGCGUUCGGUGCUCUUGGAAGCAAAGUACUGGUGACUACUCGAUCCACUAGAGUGGCGGAGUUUGCUGGCAGAGCUCUCAAGUCGAGAACAAGUACCAGUAGCAGCAUUGUGGAACCUCAUUUCUUGGAAGGCUUGUCAGAAGGUGAGAGUUGGCAAAUAUUGCAGGCCAAGUCCCUCCCAAGACAGAUCCCAGCAGAAGUACAACAUAUUGGUAAACAAAUACUGAGGCAAUGUCGUGGAGUUCCUCUUGCUGUGAGCACCAUAGCUGGUGUGUUAGCAGAUUCGACUGAUCCAAAGAUGGAGUGGCCAUCUUUUCUAGAAAAGGGACUUUCUAGCAUCAUGAAUGAAGGAGGGGAAGUUUCUAUUAUGGCCACACUACAAGUCAGCUUCAAUCUUCUGCCCUCUCAUAUGAAACAUUGUUUUACUUAUUGUGGAUUGUUUGAAAAGGGGUUUCGAUUUGGGAUUCCAAUGUUGGUUCGAUUUUGGGUCGCACAAAGGUACAUUGAGUCGGAAGAUAUAGGCUAUGAUUACUUUAAAACGCUGUGGUGGAGGUCAUUUUUCCAGGAGGUGGAGAUGGACGAGUUAGGGAACUUGUCGACGUGCAGAAUGCACGAUCUCAUGCAUGACUUGGCCGAUUCAAUAGCAGGAGAUAAUAUAAAAAGAAGCACAAGUUCAAGUGUUCUACAAAAUGUUCCUUCAAAGGCUCGUCAUUUAUGCAUAACUCGUGGCGGUUAUGAUAAUCCAAGACAAGAAGACAGUGAUGGUGGCGACGAGCUUGGAAGCAUGAGUAAGGUACGAACUCUAAUAUGUUUCCAAUCUCUUUCAAGCGAAGAACUUGAACAAAUCCUCAACAACUUCUUACGCUUGCGUGUAUUGGUGAUAUGUUCAUAUGAUGAAAGUGCUUAUACGUCGUUGAAACUUGUUGGAAAGCUGAAGCAUUUAAGAUAUCUUGGUAUGUUGGGUUUCCACAAAAUGAAAAAUCUUCCGGACUCGAUUAUUAACUUGGUUAAUCUGCAAGUUCUUAACCUCAUCGGUGGCGAGUCACUGCAAGAACUACCAAGGGGCAUUAAGAAGCUUGUUAAUCUGAAGCAUCUUGAUCUCGAUCGAACAAGUUGGAAAAAUUUGAGACAUAUUCCAAAAGGGAUUGGCGAGUUGAAGCUUCUCCAAACCCUACCAAUCUUUGUAGUGGGGAAAAGAAGUAGUUGUAGUGGUAAUGGGGAGAUUGCCGGUGCAGAAUUGAACGAGUUGGAAGGGCUGAAUGCAUUGUGUGGAGAGUUGAUUAUCAUAGGCCUGGGAAAUGUCCACUCUCUAAAGAAAAGUGUUUAUGUCUUCAAAGAGAAGCUACAUCUUCAGUCACUUGUUUUAGAUUGGAGUCAAUAUGAUCUCCGUCUAUUGUCUGGUCGUGAUGAAGGGAUACUGGAAAUGCUCUGGCCACACCCUAAUCUAAAGAAAUUGACGAUACAUGGUAGUAUUGCUUUUGGAGGUGUGAAGCUUCCUAUCUGGCUGUCCAGCCUCACGAAUUUGGUUAAGUUCUCAUUAAAAGAUGGCCAUCGAUGUGAGUACCUCCCUGCUCAAUUGCAUCAAAUGGUGAGUUUAAAGGAGCUUGAAAUUAGCAAUUGCCCAAUGUUGAAGGGCAUCAAUAAUGAUGCCACUCAUUGUGACUCUUGUUCGAACAACUCGACAGCAAGAUCAAGAACAGAGGAAGAGGAAUGGCCGCAGUUUCGAUCUCUUGCCCACUUGGACAUUUGCCGUUGUCCAAGGCUAACUCGGCUGCCCACCUUCCCUACCGUCGAAUAUUUGAAGUUGUUCAAGGCGAGCUCGACACCUCUUGCUCGGACCAUGAAGAUGAAGAUGAAGAUGAGGAGAGGAGGAGGUGUUGAUACAACUGUUUCUUCAGCCCUCGUCCACCCACUCUCCAAGGUGACCAAGUUGUCCUUAGCAACCAUAGUUGAUGAUCUCGAAUCCCUAUCGCAUCAUGAUUCAAGUAGUUGUCUCGUCUCUCUUCAGACGUUACAUGUUGGAAACUGUCGAGCCGUGAAGCUACCUGGUUCGCUGUGUUCCAGUUCACAUCUAAUGGAGAUCGUUUUAUCGGAUUGUGAAAUGAUAGAGUACAUGCCACCCCUACAUGAACUCCCACGGUUGAGGGAGCUAAUUAUUUUUGGAUGUCCGAAGCUGAAGGGAUGUUGGUGGAAGAAGACGAGCGGGAAUAAUGAUAGUAACCAUCAUUGUGGUACUGAUGAUUAUUAUAACUUCGACCCUUCAAUGGAAAGAGAUGAAGAGGAAAAGGGAGAUGAGCAGACUGAGGAGGAGUGGCCACAUUUCCCUUGUCUGUCCAAAUUAGAUAUUGAAGAUUGCCCAAAUCUGACUCGGGUACCUCUAUUUCCAACCGUUGAAGGCAGGCUGGUGCUUGAAAGCUGCACAGAGGCACUAGUGCGGACAAUGAAGAUGGAACCAGUAGUAGCUGCUCAUCAUCAUCAUCAUCAUCUUGACUCUCAACAAAGUUCUUCUUCUUUGUUGCUGGGGACUGCCCUUGUCGCUCCGCUAUCUAAGGUGAAGGAAUUGUUCCUCGAGCGUAUGAAGGAGCUGCAAUCUCUACCAGAAGAAGGCCUCCGCAACCUCACUUCUCUACGAUACUUGUCGAUUCGAGAUUGUCGAAGAUUAACAUCUCUGCCUCCUGCAAUACGACACCUCGCCUCUCUACGACAAUUAGUCAUCGUUGGGUGUACAAGAUUAGCAUCUCUGCCUCCUGCAUUGCGAGACCUCACCUCGUUACGAAGAUUGGACAUUGAGUGGUGUACCCUGUUGAGAGAAAGAUGCAGAAGAGGGGAGGGUAAAGAUUGGCCCAACAUUUCCCACAUCCCUGUGAUAUAUCUGAACGGAGAGGCGCUCCAGGGUUCAGGUUGGCCAAUCUACACUACUACUGCAUUUUAUUUUUCUUGUUUUUUUUUUUUAUAA
Molecule: messenger RNA, 3849 nt
Organism: Linum tenue
Lineage: Eukaryota; Viridiplantae; Streptophyta; Magnoliopsida; Malpighiales; Linaceae
Source: the annotation of a GenBank genome assembly